Arachis duranensis is the source of this 517-nucleotide messenger RNA. Its product is annotated as 60S ribosomal protein L37a. The record is from RefSeq and is a predicted model, not a curated record. Gene Ontology annotation, molecular function: structural constituent of ribosome. The transcript is spliced from 5 exons. Gene Ontology annotation, cellular component: ribosome. The coding region runs from base 81 to 359 and encodes 92 amino acids. Gene Ontology annotation, biological process: translation. Lineage: Eukaryota; Viridiplantae; Streptophyta; Magnoliopsida; Fabales; Fabaceae.
CCCAACUGGAAUUAGGGUUUCCUUGGUUAUUCAACUCGUCCCCUACUGCAGAAGCUCUCAGCAACUUCGAUCCCGUAACCAUGACUAAGAGAACGAAGAAGGCUGGUAUUGUUGGAAAAUACGGUACCCGUUAUGGAGCUAGUCUGCGUAAGCAGAUUAAGAAGAUGGAAGUUAGUCAACACAGCAAAUUUUUCUGUGAAUUUUGCGGAAAGUAUGCCGUGAAGAGGAAGGCUGUAGGAAUAUGGGGAUGCAAGGACUGUGGUAAAGUGAAAGCUGGUGGCGCCUACACUUUGAAUACCGCUAGUGCCGUGACCGUGCGGAGCACAAUUAGAAGGUUGAGGGAACAAACUGAGAGUUAAGGUUCUGCUUGAUGCUUUUAUUUUGAGCAAUUAGACUUUUUAUUAGUUUUAAGUUUUGAUGAACCGGUAUGAUUGUAUUCGAAGUAAACAUUUAAUCUUUUGUCUCUGUUUUUGAAGACUUAAAAUCUUUGUUAAUUCAAAUUUCGUUUUAACUUCAA